GGAGAUGGAAAUGUCUGAGUAUGAGAGUAUAAGAAGGAGGAUAGUAGAGGAGAAUAAAAGGAAGAUGGAGGAACUUGGACUUAGACCGGUGGCUUAUGAGAAAAUGAAUUUGAAGAAACCGGCUAAGCAAGUAAAGAUCAACAAAACAUUAAGGCCUACUCAAGACUUUCAAAAUGAUGAUGAGCCCACACUUGGAAAAGGUGAUCAUUCAGAAAAAAUAUCCAAACAAAACAACACUCAAGGGUUUGGGACAAUACUAAAUUUGAGAUCUUGCUCAAAAAAGCAAAACGUGGAGCCUGAAAGGAUUGCAGACGAACAACAGUUGUCAAUGGCGACAAUGGCGAGCUUAAUAAAAUCACGUUCUCAAACUCGGAAAAGACUUUUGGAACAGAGUAAAGCGAAGAAUCAAUGUGAUGAGAGUGCAUUGAAAUUGAAACAACCUCUGACGAUCCCUGCACCACCUCUUCAAGAAGUGCCUUUGAAACAAGCCGAGGACAACUCUCACGGAAAGACCCACUCGUAUGAAGAAGAGCCAAAA
This is a messenger RNA of Striga asiatica, 538 nucleotides long. Lineage: Eukaryota; Viridiplantae; Streptophyta; Magnoliopsida; Lamiales; Orobanchaceae. The record is from the annotation of a GenBank genome assembly.